Bactrocera neohumeralis is the source of this 5567-nucleotide messenger RNA. It is a transcript of the gene Cap-G, whose product is annotated as condensin complex subunit 3. Gene Ontology annotation, biological process: mitotic chromosome condensation. Bases 144 to 5468 code for a protein of 1774 amino acids. The transcript is spliced from 14 exons. The record is from RefSeq and is a predicted model, not a curated record. Gene Ontology annotation, cellular component: condensed chromosome; condensin complex; cytoplasm. Lineage: Eukaryota; Metazoa; Arthropoda; Insecta; Diptera; Tephritidae.
UUUAACGGAACGUUUGACAAGUCAAGUUAUACAAAUCGAGUAGUAAGCGCUGGCAUUUUUUCUUAUUUGUUUAGUUUUGUGUCAAAUAAUAAUAAAAUAAAUAAUUGUGAACGCUAACAUUUAACAAAAAGAUCUCUUUAAAAAUGGGUCGGAAAAGAAAAAUACCCAUUGCAGAUGAAGAAAAAGAAAAUACAGUUGCCGCAAGCCGUCAGCGGGGUGGUGGUGUUAGCGCUACAGCCAACAAUUCAAUGAUGUUGCACGGCCCCAUGUAUACAAUAAUGUCCAAUGUGCAAUUAAAUGAAACUAGCCACAAAAAAUAUGUUAAAGAAUUGAAACAACUGUACGCCAAGAUGGAUCAUGAUGCAUUCAUGUUUACAUUCAUCAAAAUGAUAAAAACUGCAAUGGUCGCCGAUGAGGGUAAUGAGUACGCAGAUACGACGUUACUAUUUUGUUCUAAAUUUGUAAGUUCAUAUGACGGCGAGGACACACAUCCCGUGUUAAUUGAUAUGUGCAAGUGGCUACUUACGACGAUUUCGCGUAAUCCACACAUACGUUUUCGUAUUUGUCAAUUUGUUAAUAUGAUACUCAAGGCGCUGGGACAAGAAGCAGCUCUAGAUGAUGCCAUAUGCGAUCGCAUAUUGGAAUAUAUGUUGCAUCGUUUGCACGAUACUUCGCCGAAUGUGCGUGUGCAAGCAAUAUUAGCAAUGCAACGUUUGCAAGUACCAGACAAUCCAGACGAUCCCGUGCUGCGUGCUUAUCAGUUUCACCUUUGUUCCGAUCCGUCGUCACGUGUGCGACAAGCUGUAAUAACUUGUAUGGGACGCAAUUACCAUACUAUUCCUUAUAUAUUGGAUCGUUUGUGGGAUAUUGACGAAAAAGUUCGUCGCCAUACAUAUUUACAUAUGAGUAGUUACCCAGUGCGUUCAUAUAAGGUGUCACAGCGUUUGACCUUUCUGCAGCAGGGUCUCAAUGAUCGCUCGGAUGCCGUACGCAAAGUAGUCGUCACAAUUAUGUUACAGCAAUGGAUAGAAUCUUAUCAAAAAGAUCUUAUUGCAUUCAUAUCGGCGCUAAAGUUAGAUUCGAGUGAAAGCGAAAUCGAUCGAUUUCGUAAAGUGACGAAGCAAACGCUUAAAGAGAUAUUCAAACGUCAGAAAAAGGACGACUUGAUUGCUUGUGUGCCAUUAGAUGAAGAUGGCGAAAUGCAUCGUUUGGUGCCAUACGAAAAGCUGUCAAUGGAAAUUGCAUUGUACUGGCAAUGCUUGACCGAGUUUUUGCAAGCGGAAUUGGCCGAGGAGCACGAUUUGAUAGUGCCCGAAUUGAGCACAUUCUGUACAUAUGUGGAGAAAUUCUGCCACCAGCAGAAACCGGACAUGGACAAAUUUGAACUCAUGGAAUUUCAAUACAAGCUACUUUCACUGACUGAAAUGCUGUACACAUUCGAUUUGGGUGACGAGAUCGGUCGUGGCAAUCUGCAAAAACUACUGGCAUAUCUGUUGAAAACAUUCCGUCUGGAUGAGAAAGUGAUAGAGAUGAUUGUGCGCUGCACGGAAAAUCUAAUAACGGAUCAAAAUGCGCGUAUACAGUUUAUUGUGGAAAUCGUACAAGAUAUAUGCGGUUUGAAUAAUAGGCAAAAUGAUCUAUUGCAUGAUCGCACGUUAAUUACCGAAUUAUUAGCGACCUCUUCGAACGCCGAUCUAAAUUUGAAAUUAUCGUCAUUGAAAGUGAAAAUUCUGGAUUUGGAAGAACAAGAAAUGGAUUUUGUAAAGCAAAAAGAUUAUAUGCGUGCGCAACAAACAACUGAAGAGAAGCUCGCUGCUACCGAAGAGUAUACAAAUUUAUUGCAACCACUCCUCGAGAAUCAUCCCAAUGCUGAUGCGUUAAAGCGCCCGUUACAGUUGCGUAAAACAUUGAAACCCGAGUGCAUAUUAAAAAGCUUGCAAAUCGCCUUCCACAUGGUCGUUUCGCCCAAAGUGCGUUCGCUUAAUCCGAGCAUUUUGAAACUAUAUAAUGAUUUUAUAUGUCGCCAUCUUGCUUCGAAUCAAAUAGCCAUACGCGAUUGGGCGCUGAAAUGCGGUACUGCCUGCAGUAUGCUGUACGAGGUGUUGGCUAAGGAUGUAUUCGAAGAGUUGUAUUCACAAUUUUUCAAAAAUCACAAUAUUCGUAUAUGGGAGACCUCGAUAACGUGCAUUUUCGAGCUGCUGGACAGAUACGGUUUGGAUAAUUUUGCUAAACAAGAGUCGCAAAACAAAACGAAGAAAAGCGGCCGCCAGCUUUACAACACCUUGGAAUUUUUGGAUAGCGAAGAUGAUUCCAAUGUGCUAAACGCCGGUCAGGGUGUGGACGUCAUCUACAUGAUGUCGCAUUUCCUCGACACUUGCGAUGACACUUGCAUCGUUAGCGCCAUCAUUGUUGGCUUCUGCCGCCUCAUAUUGCGCGGCUACAUCAAGUCCAGCGAUAUCAUUGAGAAAUUGCUGCUGCGCUAUUUUAAUCCCAGCACAGAUGCAAAUAUUAACCAAAUUUUGGGUGUUUUUCUGGAAAAUCUUAUACAGUGCAAACGGCACGGUCUGCUACAACCUUGUCUGCUGCCCAUGUUGACUACCGUGCUGAGUGCGCCCUAUGAGAAUCCGCUGCACGAAAUACGCCCCGAAACCAUAACGCGCUUCAUCAUCGAUUCCACACGACAGGAGAGUUCGCCUAUAACCGACGGCUGGAUACACAAUAAAAUCGCACAGACUAUCCUACAGGAGAUGCUAAAUAAUUUGACCAACAAAGAUUUGUGCAAACUCUUGGCCAAAGAACUGAUCACACUCGAGUUGAGUGUCACGCAGAAUGAGCAGCUCAAGCGCGAAUUGAAAGAGACUGCCGAUAAAUUGAUAAAGGCUGAUCUUGAUCCGCGAACUGUCAAGCUUAUCAUAGAUUUCAAAGAUCUGGUUGAUGGCACUUAUAAUCCAACACGCAAGUCUGCCGCAAUUGACUCCGAGGGCGAAGAGGACAGCAACGAUGAAACGGAGAAUGACGCGAUUAAUGACAACGACACAGCAGGCCCGAAUACUGCACGCGACAAAACGUUGGUGAGUGAAAAGGUGGAUGAGCCAACGCGACAACCGCCGCCACAGCCGCCACCUGACGGCACGGAAAGUGUCGCCAACUUAACGGCGGACGCUAAUGCUGUUGCUGCGGCUCCCGAGAUUGUGCCAGAAGCCGUUACUUCUAGCGAAGAAAUGCCGACUACUGCGUCGGAAGCGCCCAAAGACGCACAGCAAGCAACCACCGAUGGCAGCAUAAUAACGAAAGAUAUCUCUCCUUCGGCGCGUGUACCGACAACAUAUGGACGCGAGAAUCGCGUGGGCCAUCGUUAUCUGCGCAAAUCGCUGAACUCAACACGUGGGCAAUCGGACAGCGAAGCGGGCGAUGGACCGCCACGCUCACCGAAGAUACGCAUUGAGGCGCGCAUAGAUUCCGAUAAGAAAUCGGAGCAACAACCAGCACGUGAAGAGCACCAGGUGCGCAAUACGCGGGUUAGACGAAACCUACGUUAUGCCGAGAAGAAUACCGAGGCACAGGUGGAGGAAGUCGUUGAAACCGCCAAGGAUGCGACAAAAGGGCGUAAUAAACGACGUGCAAACUUGCCAACACUUGUUGUGGACGACGACACCGAUUCAAAUUCAAAAACCAGCAGCAAUGCGGGCGUUCAGAGCCAGGCCACCACGACGCGCAACGCCUCAAGCCCAGCUAAGCGGCAGACAAAGGAGAGCAGUAAACAGCAAGCCGUGGAACAGUCCGCGACGAAAGCGGAUAAAGCAGAGAAAGCAAAAGAUGCGAACCCAGAGCAAUCUAAGGCGCAGCCAAAGGAGCAAGUGCGUACGCGCGGAAGAGAGCAGGAAAAGGAGCGAACGCCGUCGGCACUGCCAACAAGGCUGCUGUCGCGUGCCGCGACGAGAAGCGCCGCCAAAAGCAACGACGUUGAAGAGCUCAAUACAUCCGAUAUAGUACCACCUUCACCGCCGACAGCGCUGUCACCGCGCACGAUCGUACGUCGUCAACGACGCGCCGGUGGUGGCGACAUAUCCGUGACAAACCUAACGGACACACAACGUCGCGCAACACGAAGCCAAUCGGCGCAAUCGGCGCCGAAUCAAGACUCCGAAACUACUGAAGAUGAGGCUGGAGACCGAGCUGAUAUUGCAAGCACCAGCACCACUGUCAUGAACUCCACCAAAGCCGCUACGCCAGCUCGCGCCAGUUUAAAGCGAACGUUCUGCUCCACACCGAAGCUCGCUGGCGCCACUUCUGCCGAAGAUGUGUCUACACCGCGUUCCGAACCGCCGCUUUUAAAGCGUCUUCGUGCUGGAACGCCAGCUAAGGCACAGCUACGGAUGCGCAAAGGCAAUGCUUCGCUGCCGCCGAGCGAGCCUAUCAAAGAAACUGCGGCCAGAGAAAGCAGCACCGAAGUGAUCCGACAAACACGCAGAAAAGGGCGACAGCGUUCGAUUUCGCUUACUUUAGCCGAGACGGAGAAAAUGGCUAAAGCGACGAGGCGGUCCGCUGGCGCGAAACCGAGCGAUUCAAGUGAAUUGAUGACUUUGCCUAGAAACAUCGACUCCGCUACGCGCACCCGAUCCGCUACACGUGCCGCUUCGUUAACACGCGCUGAUACCGCCGCGCUGCGUACGCGAACGGCCACACGCUCCAGUCUUAAUACUGCCGCAGACGCAAGUGGUAAGUCUAUAAUGCGUACGUCAUCCGCAACGCGCGCGGAAGCUGUUGCUGAGGAUAAUUCCGACGAAAGUGCGCCGCGCGCUGAAGCGGUUACCGAUGUUGCUGGCGUGACGCGCGCCGAAACAGACGCGGCGGAUGUUUCAAAAAAACACGGCGAUUCCUCAAGUGCCGACGAUGAAAGCGACAGCGCGCCAAAGGAAAAACGGCGCAAAAGCGACAAUAACAAAAGUGGCAGCAGCGGUAUGUUGAUGCUUCGUAGCUUAUCGAUGAGUGCCGGUCAAUUGGGUGAUGCCGGCGACACUAGUGAGAAUGAAGCCGCUAGUGAAGUUACGCAACGCAGGCGUUCAUUGCGCGACAAAAGCGGCGCUGAUGCAGGUAAGGAUGCGCCAACAACGGCUGCAAGCAAAGCACAGCUACAACGCAGUAAAAUACCAGUACGCGCUUCAAGAAGCAACGUUAUGAAGACGCGUCACGCCGCUCAGCAAGUCGCCUCGUCACUGGUACUGGCGCCGAAAGCGGUCGAGUCCAACUCGAGCAGCGGUAGUGGCAGUUCCAGCACAGAGGAAGCUAUGAAAACUUUGGGCGCCGUUCUGUUGCGCAAGCGUGCGCUCACCACCAAAGCGACACGCAUCAACCUGGCGCAGCGCACCAAGGGCAAUCCAGUGCCGAUGGAGUUGGCGCGUCCGACGCGUUUACGCGCGCCCACCAGCAGUUUGCCGGCGCCGAAUUUGAGGUCGAAGAAGCGUUAAGCGUUAUUAAAUUACACACAGCCACUUACACAUACACACUCAUUGGCUAGCUAGCAUAAUUUUUAAAUUUUUUACACUUUCCUUAUACAUACAUACAUA